Molecule: messenger RNA, 1485 nt
Organism: Aspergillus thermomutatus
Lineage: Eukaryota; Fungi; Ascomycota; Eurotiomycetes; Eurotiales; Aspergillaceae
Exons: 1
Coding region: 1-1485 (494 amino acids)
Source: RefSeq, a predicted model, not a curated record
AUGUAUCUCUUUCGCCUUGCCCUCGGGGUCGUACUCGUCACCAAUGUGAUCGCCACCGUGGACCCCCACGCUCAAGUCCCCAUCUGCCAUCAAUGCGAGGAAAAGAAACCCACUCCUCCGAUUCCACGAUGCGGACAUAACAACAACCGUCCAAAGCUACAAUCAGGCCAGUGCGCAACAACAUACCGGUGCUCCGGCCACUGCGGUUCAGUGGCCAUCCCGCAUCUCAACACCAAGAGCCUCGAAUGCGACUACGCAGAAGUAACUGUAGGACCAGAUGGCUCCAUCAUCGACCAAUGCUGCGACCCGCCCGAGUGCCCCAACGGCUGCAACACCAAACCAGAGUCGAACGACGUCUGCGUCAACGAUCAAAACGGCUGUCCGGCAAUCGACGGCUCGAUUCGGCGAUUCGGCGGCAAAGACUACAUCUACCACUGCAACAAAGGCUUCUGCACCACGACCAUCAGCUCGGUCAGCAAUACUGAUACCCUGAAGGAGUGUGCCGAGAAAUGCUCGAGAGAUCCGGCCUGCAAGAUGGUCUCCUAUCACAAGAAAACAUGCACCCUUGCUACGACGGUCGGAACGGUGGAAAAUGUCCCGGGCUCGGUUGUCCUCGAACCCGUCGGCCAGUCGCCAAACAAACAUGACGGCGGCGACUGCGCGCUUCUCCACCACACUCGCCAGACAAUCCACGGGAUAGAGUUCCAGCUUCACUGCGAUACGCGUCUUGCGGACGCGGCGACAUGCCAUCCGAAACCGGCCUCAUCGUAUGAAGACUGCGCUGCGCAAUGCGCGGCAGACUCCCACUGCGCCAGCGCCACUUUCUCCGCCGGCCAUUGCUGUCUAUCAGACAAGAAAGCACACCCUUCGAAGCAGACCGCGUCGAUCGGCUUGGAGCCGCUUACCGGCUACGGUUGUCCAUACGUCGACUGGGCCGUCAAGGAGAUCGGCGGCGUACGCUACGAAUACCAUUGCAACGCCUGGCUGGAAUCCGGCGGCAAAUGGACCCAGGUCCAUGUAGCCAACGAGAUGGAGUGCGCGCUACAGUGCUCCAAGAAUAGCCACUGUACUGGUAUUUCUCUGCGCGGUCAGCAGUGCUAUCUGGCUACUGCUCCGAUCCACCUCAAGCCGAAGGGUAAUUGGGUAGCAUUGGUACCGGUGAGCGGUCACAAGAAGCCCGAGGAGCCCAAAAAGCCCAAAGAGGACGGCCUCCAGGUUCCUGAGUGUAGAGCGGCACACGGGCAGGUUGUCAGCUACAAGGGUCACACUUACUCGAUUGACUGUUAUCGGUGGGUUGGGGGUGAUGGGUUCACCACCGCUACCAAACACAGCCUGGCCGAUUGUAUCAAGAUGUGCGCGGAUCAUGCCAAUUGUGUUGCCCUACACUAUCUUCCUAGUCAGCAAUUCUGUGCCAUUCACGACAAUAUUCCGAGGGUCGGGACCCAGGGAGACUUUGGGGUGGCGUAUGUUCGGAGGACUAGUUGA